Messenger RNA from Aedes aegypti (yellow fever mosquito), 1250 nucleotides. RefSeq lists its product as uncharacterized. Lineage: Eukaryota; Metazoa; Arthropoda; Insecta; Diptera; Culicidae. The record is from RefSeq and is a predicted model, not a curated record. The transcript is spliced from 2 exons. Bases 66 to 1154 code for a protein of 362 amino acids.
AAAAAUGACAAAUGUGAAUUAAAUAAAGCCUAGUAAAACAUAUAAAAAAGAAAAAUAUUGAAAAAAUGUUAAAAAUGAAUCAACUAUUUGCGAAUAAAAUAUCUUUUUCUAGUUGGAUUGACGAUGCCGUCUACGGAAAAGAAGAUCUUCCUUUCGGACGAGCCUUGGACUUCCAAAGGCGAAAGCAAUGGAUUGACAGCAUCGUCGAAGAACUCCAAGAUAAUCUCGAACUCUUUUUCUCCGUAAUGACCGGUAUCCAAAAUUUCCGUAGUAAACUAAAACAGAUUGAACCGCGGAAGGAAAUAGCCCAACUAGUGAGGCUGAACGCAGGCAAUCUGAUUGAUGGACUGAGGCUAAUGCACAAAGAUAUGAAGCUAUCUAAGAUCGAGUUUCCAGAGAAAUACGAUCACAUCCUACGAGAGGUUGAAAACCUUCGCCGCAAACUGCCGAUCGAAACGGAACUUCUUCUGCCCUACAAACGCAAACGGUUCCGGGACGAGAAGCUCCAGUGGAUCACGGCCAUCCUGGCGAACAAGGCCAGAAUUCGCCACCUGGAAAAGCGUAUGCAGUCGAUGCAGGCUGCGCUGGAUGAGGCGAAGCUGGAGAACUUUGCGUUGAACGAUCGAAGCCGACGGGAAAUACAGGAGAUCAUCGACGACUCGGAGAUGGAGCUUUCCGAUGUGAAGCACGCUGCGGACAGCGAGUUUGCGCACCUUCAGGAAGAAUCGUCAAGAAAAGUCCUGGAUCUGGACAUGAACAACGAGUAUCGUGACUUGGUGAACGAGCACAAUAGUAAACGUCGGAAGAUUACAAAACUGACCGUGCAGUUGCAGCUGUGGAUAAAGAAGUACGACAAGUUUGUAGGAGAGCCAAUGAAGGAGAUGAAGACACUGGAGGACGAUGUCGAUAGGUUCAUGGAAUGGAAGGAGACUGUCUAUGAGCCUCAGGUGGAGAAAUACCGCCAGCUGAAGGUUAGCGUGGAGCUGUUCGAGUCCGCGUUGAUGGAAGAGCAGGCGAAACAGUUUAGCAAGGAGCAUGCGGCACGCGUUAUACAGAGGGCAUGGAGGGCAGCUCGAGAGCUAAGGAAAAGUAAGAAGAAACCGAAAAAGAAGGGAAAGAAAGGUCUGAAAGGGAAGAGCAAGAAGAAUAAAUGAAUAGCGAAUGUUGAAUUUUGUGCGCUUGAAACAAUCAAAACACUGUAGAAUGAGGCUUAGAAUAAUAAAGAAGGCAAUACCUGUGACGCAAAGCCA